UGCUCGGAGCGCGGCAGCCAGGCUCGAGUCUCCGCGAUCGUCCAGCAACAGCAUUCAGGUCCCGCCGACCCUCGCUGGCUUAGCGAUGAGGGUUCUGGGUGGGCGCUGCGGGGCGCUGCUGGCGUGCCUAGCCCUAGUGCUGCCCGUCUCUUCCGAGGCGAACUUUUUGUCAAAGCAACGCGCUUCACAAGUCCUGGUUAGGAAACGUCGUGCGAAUUCUUUGCUCGAAGAAACCAAAAAGGGUAAUCUUGAAAGAGAAUGCAUUGAAGAAUUGUGUAAUAAAGAAGAAGCCAGGGAGGUGUUUGAGAACAACCCUGAAACAGAUUAUUUUUAUCCGAGAUACCUAGCUUGUCUUGGUUCUUUUCGAGCUGGAUUAUUCACUCCUGCACGUUUGUCCACUAAUGGUUACCCUGACUUAAGGAGCUGUAUCAAUGCCAUUUCAGACCAGUGUAAUCCUCUACCAUGCAACAAAGAUGGGUAUAUGAGCUGCAAAGAUGGCCAAGCUGCAUUCACUUGCAUUUGUAAACCAGGCUGGGAAGGAAGAAUGUGUGAAUUUGAUAUAAAUGAAUGCAAAGAUCCCUUAAAUGUAAAUGGAGGUUGCAGCCAGAUUUGUGAUAAUACACCUGGAAGUUACCAGUGUUCCUGUAGAAGUGGCUUUGAUUUGCUUUCAAAUAAAAAAGACUGCAGAGAUGUGGAUGAAUGUUCUAGGAAGCCCAAUGUCUGUGGCAAAGCUGUGUGCAAGAACACCCCAGGAGAAUAUGACUGUGAAUGCCCUGAAGGCUACAGAUACAACCCCAAAGAGGAGGCUUGUACAGAUAUAGAUGAAUGCUCUGAGAAUAUGUGUGCUCAACUUUGUGUCAAUUAUCCUGGGGGCUAUUCUUGUUAUUGUGAUGGGAAGAAAGGAUUCAAACUUGCCCAAGAUCAGAAGAGCUGUGAGGCUAUUCCAGUGUGUCUUCCCUUGAACCUUGACAAAAAUUAUGAACUACUUUACUUGGCAGAACAGUUUGCAGGAGUUGUUUUAUAUUUAAAAUUUAAUUUACCAGAAAGUAACAGAUUUUCAGCUAAGUUUGAUUUCCGGACAUAUGAUUCAGAAGGUGUUAUACUGUGUGCAGAAUCUCUUGACCACUCAGCGUGGCUUCUGAUUGCUCUGCGUGAGGGAAAGCUUGAAAUUCAGCUUAAGAAUGAAUUUACAACUCAAAUCACAACUGGAGGUGCUGUUAUUAAUAAUGGUGCAUGGAAUAUGGUGUCUGUGGAAGAAUUAGAAGAUAGUAUUAGUAUUAAAAUAGCUAAAGAAGCAGUGAUGAAUAUAAAUAAACCUGCAAGCCUUUUUAAAUCAACAAAUGGAUUUGUGGAAACCAAAAUUUACUUUGCAGGAUUACCUCGGAAAGUGGAAGAUGCACUCAUUAUACCGAUUAACCCUCGUCUGGAUGGAUGCAUACGAAGCUGGAAUUUGAUGAAUCAAGGAGCUUUAGGAGCAAAGGAAAUUAUUCAAGAAAAACAAAAUAAGCAUUGUCUUGUCAAUGUGGAGAAGGGUUCCUAUUAUCCUGGAUCUGGAAUAGCUCGAUUUAGUAUAGAUUAUAAUAACAAAACUUAUGCUGAGGGUUGGCAAGUCAAUGUGACCUUGAUUAUUCGCCCAUCUGCAGGCACAGGUAUUAUGUUUGCCUUAGUUUCAGGUAACACAGUGCCUUUUGCUUUGUCAUUGGUAGACUCCACUUCUACAAAUUAUCAGGACAUUCUAGUAUCUGUUGAAAAUACAGUAGUAAGUCGAAUCAAGGCUGUAAGUCUGUGUUCCAGUCAACAAUCCCAACUGGUAGUCGGAGUCAACAGAAAUAAUCUGGAGCUGUGGACUCCACUUAAAAAAGAUAUCAUCUACUCAGAAGACCUUCAAAGGCAGCUUGUCAUCUUGGAUGAAGCAAUGAAAGGAACAGUUGCCACUUACCUAGGUGGUAUUCCAGAUAUUCCAUUCAGUGUCACACCAGUGAAUGCCUUUUAUAGUGGCUGCAUGGAAGUGAAUGUCAAUGGUGUACAGUUGGAUCUGGAUGAAGCCAUUUCAAAACAUAAUGAUAUUAGAGCUCACUCAUGUCCAUCUGUUUGGAAUAACACAGAAAGUUCUUAAGGCAUCCUUUUAUUUGCUGAUAAUAUUUUUUCACCUGUGUUUACCUAUGUUUCUGUAACAGCUGGAAGGUUUUGUCUAUGAAGUGAAGUCUUUGAUUAUUUUGUGGUACAUUGAGCUUCUUGAAAUUUUAAAAGCUCUUAUCAAGAAAAA
Messenger RNA from Fukomys damarensis (Damara mole-rat), 2266 nucleotides. RefSeq names its product protein S (gene Pros1). Gene Ontology annotation, cellular component: extracellular region. Gene Ontology annotation, molecular function: calcium ion binding. The coding region runs from base 86 to 2116 and encodes 676 amino acids. The transcript has 15 exons. NCBI's taxonomy places the organism in Eukaryota, Metazoa, Chordata, Mammalia, Rodentia, Bathyergidae. The record is from RefSeq and is a predicted model, not a curated record.